This is a messenger RNA of Perognathus longimembris pacificus (Pacific pocket mouse), 4347 nucleotides long. RefSeq names its product F-box and WD repeat domain containing 11 (gene Fbxw11). Gene Ontology annotation, molecular function: protein dimerization activity. The record is from RefSeq and is a predicted model, not a curated record. Bases 348 to 1880 code for a protein of 510 amino acids. The transcript is spliced from 14 exons. NCBI's taxonomy places the organism in Eukaryota, Metazoa, Chordata, Mammalia, Rodentia, Heteromyidae.
GCGGGCGGGCAGCUAGAGUGGGCGCGAUCGCCGCCGCCGCCGCCGCUGCCGCCGCCGCCGCCGCCGCCGCCGGCGCCUCCUCUGCCCGGGCCGUUCGCUGUGCGCGGGGAGAGCGAGGCGGGGCCGCCAUGGAGCCGGACUCCGUGAUUGAGGACAAGACCAUCGAGCUCAUGUUACCGAAGUGCAUGUUUGGGAUUUUGUUGAAGAAAGCUGGAUACAGUAAACGGAAAGAAUCUUGGAAGAUGAUUGACUGCUGUCUUUUCUCAGACUAGUCUGAAAGGGAAUGCCCCCAUUCAUUCUGGAUUGGUGGAUCUGAAGUACAAAAUAUUUUCCAGAACACUUCAGUUAUGGAAGAUCAAAAUGAAGAUGAGUCCCCAAAGAAAAGUACUCUUUGGCAGAUAAGCAAUGGAACAUCAUCUGUGAUCGUCUCCAGAAAGAGGCCAUCAGAAGGAAACUACCAGAAGGAAAAGGACUUGUGUAUUAAAUAUUUUGACCAGUGGUCUGAAUCAGAUCAAGUGGAGUUUGUGGAACACCUUAUUUCACGAAUGUGUCAUUAUCAGCAUGGACAUAUUAACUCUUACCUGAAGCCCAUGUUGCAGCGGGACUUCAUUACAGCGUUACCAGAGCAAGGCUUAGAUCACAUAGCAGAAAAUAUUCUUUCCUACCUGGAUGCCCGGUCUCUGUGUGCAGCCGAGCUGGUAUGUAAAGAAUGGCAGCGAGUGAUCUCAGAAGGAAUGCUUUGGAAGAAGUUGAUUGAAAGAAUGGUACGCACUGAUCCUCUAUGGAAAGGGCUGUCUGAACGAAGAGGGUGGGAUCAGUAUCUAUUUAAAAACAGACCCACAGAUGGCCCUCCCAAUUCAUUUUAUAGAUCCUUAUACCCAAAGAUUAUCCAGGAUAUAGAGACUAUAGAAUCUAACUGGCGAUGUGGGCGCCAUAACUUACAGAGGAUUCAGUGCCGCUCUGAAAAUAGUAAAGGAGUCUACUGUUUACAGUAUGAUGAUGAAAAAAUUAUCAGUGGCCUGCGAGAUAAUUCUAUUAAGAUUUGGGAUAAAACCAGUCUGGAAUGUUUGAAAGUGUUAACAGGACACACAGGCUCUGUCCUCUGUCUCCAGUAUGAUGAGCGUGUCAUUGUAACUGGCUCUUCAGAUUCUACGGUGAGAGUGUGGGAUGUGAAUACAGGUGAAGUUCUGAACACACUGAUCCAUCACAAUGAGGCUGUACUGCACUUACGCUUCAGCAAUGGAUUGAUGGUGACUUGUUCCAAGGACCGCUCCAUCGCUGUGUGGGACAUGGCUUCUGCCACUGAUAUCACUUUACGCCGUGUCCUGGUUGGACACCGUGCUGCUGUCAAUGUAGUAGACUUUGAUGACAAGUACAUCGUGUCUGCUUCUGGAGAUAGGACCAUCAAAGUCUGGAGCACUAGUACCUGUGAAUUUGUUCGUACUCUUAAUGGGCAUAAGCGAGGUAUUGCCUGCCUCCAGUACCGGGAUCGGCUAGUUGUUAGUGGAUCAUCGGAUAACACUAUCAGGCUAUGGGAUAUCGAAUGUGGUGCCUGUUUAAGAGUUCUGGAGGGACAUGAAGAGUUGGUCCGAUGCAUUCGGUUUGACAACAAGAGGAUUGUCAGUGGUGCCUAUGAUGGGAAAAUUAAAGUUUGGGAUCUGCAAGCUGCUCUUGACCCUCGAGCCCCAGCAAGCACCCUGUGUUUGCGCACUCUGGUGGAACAUUCUGGACGAGUAUUUCGGCUGCAGUUUGAUGAGUUUCAGAUCAUCAGCAGCUCCCAUGAUGACACUAUUUUGAUUUGGGAUUUCUUAAAUGUGCCUCCCAGUGCUCAGAAUGAGACACGUUCUCCCUCCAGAACAUACACUUACAUCUCCAGAUAACAGUCUGCACUUUUACCCACUUCAGGGUUUCCUAGUCUUGAACUACUGGCUACAUGGCUACCAGAUGCCUAAGUGAGUUCGUUCACAGCUGAGUUAUGAAGCUGGAAUUGGUUCUAGACGCUGGGUAGAUGCAAAGCAGCCUCACUCUUCAAGCACCGACCUUUCUCACCGCCGAUCUUGGCUCUACUUGAAGGAUUCCCUAGCCUCACUGACUUCAAGUAGGACAGAAGCCCUUUUCCUAACCCAUCAGUGAAAAAAAACAAACUAACGCUUCAAAUGUACAUUGUUCAUAUGAAAAGAAUUUUCGGUCUGUUUUGCAGAAGUAAACUGGCCGCCAAGAGAAGACUCAGCUUCUAAUUUAUAUUGCUUUGCACUUUGGUCUGAUACUAAGAAACAACAUUCUUCAGUGAAAUUUUGGGUGCCAAACACCUACCCAGAAUGUUGAGGGCUUUCCUUUUCAGAAGUUAGCAUUCUCCUUUUGACCGUCCAAGUCAUUACAAAUUCUGACUUGUAUUAGGAAUAUGUUGGACAGUGGAAAAAAUCUCUCUGGACUAUUUCAGUUAUGUCUUUUGAUUACACUUCCUUUCUGUACCAAUUUCUUUUAAUUUAAAGAACUCUAAGCCAGUUAUAUUAUCUCUCCACAGAUAAUAUAGCUAUUUUCUUUUUAUUAACUGUCCUCUGUCCCCAACUAUCUUCUGAUACUUGGUAGAGUGACAUCUUUCUUUGUGUGCUUACCUUCUAAUUUAAAAUACUGUGUCCACAUGUAGAUACAAUGUACAUAGCAGUUUCACCUCAAGAUGGCUGGAGUCGGCCCUAUGCCCCAGACACUAAUGCAGUGUGCUCGUACUUAAGCACAGUCUGGUCUUGGGAGCCUGACAACAGGGUUGAUGGGGAUUACCUAGGACCCUUCCUGCAGUAUUCAUGUGGUGUUUUCAUUUUGUCACUGUCAUUGUGUGUGUAUGGUAUGUGUAUUUUUAAUGGAAAUCUUGUUUUAAAAUGUAACUUCUAAAGUUUAACACAAAAAUGUUCUAUUUGUCAUGCAGUAUAUGCAAUAGGAGGAACCUUAAGUUUUUGUUGUUCUUUUCCUUCUAAGUAAAGGUGGUCAUUUCCCACCAUGUUGGUUUGGCUUUGCCAUCAGUCAUCCCUCUGUUCCAUAGUGCCCCCAAGAAAGGGAGAGAACAAGAAGGCCCUGUUAUGGGUCUCACUGGCUCUUGGUAGUUGGGAGCUGGUGGGUUGGAGCCUGCAGAGCAGGUCAGCUGGUGGUCUAGUGCCCACGCUGAGGGCAGGCUGCCCCAGAGUGGCACAAAGCUUCAGGCCUAAGUCCCUGCCCAGUCAGGUCUGGUGCCAGCCACUGUUGUGACAUCAGUUAGGUGCCCUGCAGUCCAAGUGAGACUGGCACUGCUCAAUGGACAACCAAUGUCACAUUGGUUGUGUAUAGAAAGAACACCCAGUUUCCUUCUUCCAAUAUUAGGUAUUAAUUUGACCCCCCUCUCUUGCUUCCAAAGAUCAAGGAAUGUCAAUGUUAUUUUAAAGGACCAAUGGGCCACCUUGUGAACAAGACCCCUUCCCUAGGAUUCCUCUGCUGCUGCAGGGAGGCCCCUUACUGUCCUGGCCUUGAGAAUGGUGUGAGGAUCAAUGAGUGUGUGUAUAUGAUGUGUUUAUUGGGUCAGCUUUGCUUGUUAGUUUUUCUUUUGUCUUUAUUCAGUACAUACUUCUCAUUUGUUACUAAAUUAAUUUUGUUAUUGAGAGGUUGUGUCUCAAAGUGUAAAAGAAAGAAAUCUCCAUUCAUAAGGUGGAUGCAGUCCCUGGAAGGUGGUUGUGACAGUGAGACUACUUUUCAAGGAACAGCACUGCAAUCAGACUGUCAGGGAGAGCCCGGCAGGGAAGGAGAGGAAGGGGGAAGAAAGUGUUGAGCGAAUGGGGGUUUUGUUGCUUUUGCAUGUUUAAUACAGAAGUUCCUCUUGGUCCUUGGGAAAUCAUGGCCUUUGAAUAUACACACAAACUUAGAAUUGUGCCUACUAAAUUAUAGCAGGGGACUUUGGGCACCCAAGGACUUCCAACUUUCUGGGAUUAUGGUAGUAAUUCCCAGCCAUACUCUGAACUUUAUUUUGCUAACCAUAAUUGAGCAACUGUAAAUUACUGCUAUAUUAAUGUUUUAAAGCACUGGGAUAGUCUACUUCUAACUUGUAAUUAAUUAUGUUUGCCAAUUAUCUGUUUGAAAUAAAUUUGUGUCUGAACAGCUAUUGAAACUGUUAAGUUGUACAGAUAUUAUUCAUGACAGCUUUGUACUGUGGAAUGUGCUUAAUAAAAAAGCAAAAAGUUUGACCUUUGUCCAGUAAAUUGCUAAGUCAUGUCAAUAAAUCAAAAGUGAGUAAAAUGCAGCACACAUACCUGGCUUCAUGCGAUUGUUACUCUAGCUACUAGUUCAAAGCCAAUGCUCUUAAUAAAAUGUUGAAAUACUCUAAAA